Cottoperca gobio is the source of this 1066-nucleotide messenger RNA. Its product is annotated as pentraxin-related protein PTX3-like. The coding region runs from base 105 to 839 and encodes 244 amino acids. Gene Ontology annotation, molecular function: complement component C1q complex binding. The transcript is spliced from 2 exons. The record is from RefSeq and is a predicted model, not a curated record. Gene Ontology annotation, biological process: innate immune response. NCBI's taxonomy places the organism in Eukaryota, Metazoa, Chordata, Actinopteri, Perciformes, Bovichtidae.
CAUAUAGUGAAGAGGGACAAGCUUGGGAAACUGUGUGACAAACACAUCUAAUAUAAAUACGUUUGUGAUAUUUUGAAAAAAGACAACACGUUCAGAGCUUCGUCAUGCAUGUGUGGCAUGUGCUGUGUGUGCUUGGCUUCGUGGGUGCAUCCUUGUGUGUGAAUGAGGUUGAGUGUGAAGGGAACUACGCAGGCAACUCUGACAACGAGAUCUCUCGGGACCAGCAGGAGGGGGGAACUCCAACCACACCAUGCCAGCCUGCAGAUGUCUCUCGCUGGGACAAGCUUUUCAUUGCUCUGGAAGACUCUCACAUGAGGCAGAACAUGCUACUGGAGUCUCUGGAGCAAUGCUGUGGAGGAACGGUUUCUCUCAGGACCCAUGUGGAAAAGCUGGCUAAGGGGGCAUGCAUGCAGUGUCUACCCAGCCUGGAGUCAGCAUGCAGGGCGCAAGCCGAGCAAGCGAGUGUCAGGCUGCAACAUGGCCUGCUGGAGCUUCGCGAGCAGGGAGCGGAGAGGGAGAGGAGGUUAAACGUUACCUUGCAUCAACUCCUGCACGGUGGCCACGAGGUGAAUGCCCGGCUGAAGCAGCUCGAGGAAGGUAGAAGCCACAGAGUGGUACCAUCAGGAGCUGCAGGCAGCGGGAUGGGGCGCCAACCAACACCGAGACCUGGGGGAUUUGGGGCAUUAGCAUUUGGCUUGGGGAUGAAGCCAUUCACAUCCAGCUUGAAGGAGCAGGAAGUGACUUCCCCACUGGACAUGGCCACAAUGGAAAGGGCCCUGCUUUCCAUAGCAACAGAGCUGCAGAGCGUUCACCUGCAGCUGAGCAGAGUGAUGGAGUAGACAGGAACACUGAGGAAGGAGAGAGGGGACACAUGAAUUGCCCAGAGGGAAAAAAUAAUAAUACAAUAAAAGAUGACUGGGGACACUACAGUAAUAAUGAUUUUGCACAUGCUUGGUUUUUAAUGUUGUUUUUAAGGGGCCUUUUUUUGUAAUUAUGUGAGCUUGGUUUUGUCUGGUGACAAUGAAUUUAAAUGUACCAUAAAUGUUGUGGGCUUACUACAAUGAAU